This is a messenger RNA of Pseudogymnoascus verrucosus, 459 nucleotides long. RefSeq lists its product as uncharacterized. Lineage: Eukaryota; Fungi; Ascomycota; Leotiomycetes; Thelebolales; Thelebolaceae. The transcript is spliced from 2 exons. Bases 1 to 459 code for a protein of 152 amino acids. Gene Ontology annotation, cellular component: cytoplasm. The record is from RefSeq and is a predicted model, not a curated record. Gene Ontology annotation, molecular function: protein phosphatase inhibitor activity.
AUGAAUCCCCACCAGAAGAACAAAGUCGACAUCGCCUCCCUCACCCCCGACGAGCAACGCCUCUUCCGCCUCUACGGCAAGCUCCCCUCCAAAGCCGACCACCUCGCCAAGCAACUCAAAGAGCGCAAAUACUUCGACAGCGGCGACUACGCGCUCUCCAAAGCCGGCAAGGCCUCCAGCGUCGACACCGGCAGCGUCGGCUCCGAGCACCCCCUCCCGGAGAACAUCCCGCACCUCACGUCCCCCGGCGUCAGUGGUGUGAAUGGCGGGUCGGGAAAUGGGAAUGUGCAGAUGGGUGUUGCGGGGGGGUUGGCGAGCGGGAGCCCGGUGAAGGAGAGUAGUUUCUUGAAUAGGGAGACUAGUGUUGAUGAUGCGGAGGGGAAGGAGAAUUUGCCGAGGGGGCAGACGAAGAGUGUUUCGCCGCCGAUGGAGGGGGAGGGGAUCCCGAUUAGGGGAUGA